This is a messenger RNA of Mus pahari (shrew mouse), 778 nucleotides long. RefSeq lists its product as uncharacterized. The record is from RefSeq and is a predicted model, not a curated record. Lineage: Eukaryota; Metazoa; Chordata; Mammalia; Rodentia; Muridae. The transcript is spliced from 2 exons. The coding region runs from base 14 to 391 and encodes 125 amino acids.
CUGCGCUGCGCCUAUGGAAUGUAGGAGCCCCGACGGGGCGGGUGGCACGUGCCUUGCAGGGCGCCGGGGUCUCUUGGUGGCGCGGUUGCGGCCCACCGGGACAUUGGUCAGGGGCCCCCUGGUGCCUGAGCCCAGAGCAGCUCAGAGCUGGCUGCCUCUGCCCGACCCCGCGGCCCUGGUGUGGUCGGCGACCUCAGCCCAUGGUUCACCCCCGGGUUGGAUGCCACAAUUUCCGCGUCCGGCCACACUGGGCGUCAGAGGAGGGGUGCACGCGGAGAAAACCCUGCACAGAUCCCGAUGCUCCCUUCGGAUUCUAGGAGAUCAAGGAGAUCUGGGUUUGGAGAGUGGCAGAAGUCCGAAGACAGGAAAAUUAUUGCUCCCCAAACCCUAAGAAGCCAUCCCGGAGGCUUUCUGGGCUGCCUGGGGUCCCUGUGGCUGAGAGGGACUGUGCACCUGCUGCUCUGUGCUGACAACCUCAGGCUCCUCUGCUGGGAUUGUAUCACUUGCAGCCCAAGCAGCCAGGGGAUACUGACUGCUAAAAGGCGACAGGAGUCUGAGAAAUCCAGGCCCCCGGGAGCCUCUUCCUUUUGCCGGCUGCUUUGGGAGUACAGUGCUCCCAGGGUGUCGCACGCCUCACGGGUCUGCAGGGAAACACCCUCUCUGCAUUUUUCUCUUGACUCUAGGUCUGCUCCCACCCCUUAUUACCUGUGCCCUUCCUCCUCACAGAUAUAAACAGUUCUCUUGCCUCCCCACCCAUGCUGGCUGACUUUCCUAAGGC